Molecule: messenger RNA, 2716 nt
Organism: Oncorhynchus mykiss (rainbow trout)
Lineage: Eukaryota; Metazoa; Chordata; Actinopteri; Salmoniformes; Salmonidae
Molecular function (GO): guanyl-nucleotide exchange factor activity
Source: RefSeq, a predicted model, not a curated record
AUCAUUCCACUUACUGUACACAAGGGCCCUUUUUGUGUGGAGGAUCAUCAGACUCACAUGGUUUAGAGCGAGGGUUCGGCAGGACAGUGUUCAGAGGAGGACAGAACAGAGGAGUGCCUUGAACACUAAAACUACACAACCCUGUUUGUGGUCUAGGUAGGAACAGGAACUAUGGAAAACAGCAAGACAGAAGAACAAAACCAGGAAAUGGAGGAGGCCAACCUAGAGAUUUUUCAGCUGCAGUCCUUGGUGGCAGAGCUGCGUACGUUGCUCCAGGGGGUGUUACAGGACAUGGCUGCGCUGCAGCAGAGGGACAGCAGUCUGGAAGAGAGGGCUCAGGCACACCAGAGAGACCUGGAUGACAGGAUCAUGGGAAUCAGGAACUCCCUCAACACGUUUAAGGAGGACCUGAGCAGUGCUCUAACCCAGAUCAAAGAGGUUAGCAGCAGACAGAAAGAGCUACAGGAUGGCCUGGAGUUCCUCCGAUCAGAGACCGGCAGAGAGAUCCGGCCCGUUCAACAGAGAAAAAGCUCCAAAGGGGACUGCCAUGGGGAGGGCCAUGAGUGUCUCUCCAACCAGACAGAGCUCAACGUCAUCCAGCAUUACUUUGCCAGCCUGCCCAGCAUCUCUCCACACAGGACCAUAGCCUCGACACAGACCUCUAACUCAGAGCAGGAGGCAGCCGGUGGCCUGCCCCAGAGGGGUCAGUCUAAGUCUCCAGUGUGGACAGAAUCGAAAGAGAGCCGGAACGACACGGAUGCACAGAGUGCCUCAGAAAACAGUAAGAGGCAGAUGGCUGCACUGGAGCUGUUGGAGUCAGAGAGGGUGUAUGUGUCGUACCUGUCUCUCCUGUUGAAAGCCAACAUCACCUUCAACAGCACAGAGGACCUCCACACCAAAGACAAACGGCCAUUCCCCAGUUCUCUACGUUUCCUCAUCCAGCAACACCUGGAGCUGCUUCACACCCUGCAGGAGAGGGUGCUCAAGCGCCAGUGGCAGGGCAUCAUGGGAGAUGUAUUCAUGAGGCUCACCAGCAAAGAGAGUGAUUUCCUGGACUUCUAUGUGUCGUAUCUGAAGGAGCUGCCUGAAUGUCUGUCUGUGGUCAACAUGUUGACCACCACCACACUAAAAGCAGCCGGCCUGUUUGAGGGUGACAUCAACGGGGACGAGACGACACGCCCCUCUCUCCACACUCUGCUUCUCCAGCCAGUGCAAAGGAUCCCUGUGUACCUUCAGCUGCUGCAGACUCUGUUGAAGCAGACGGAUGCAGAGCACCCUGACUACUACCUGCUGCUGGUUUGUAUCCAGCAGGUCAGAGCCUUCACCACCCAGUACGCCCACCUACUGCAGCACAACAAAGAGCUGCUCCUGCACAACCGCAAAGAGCUCAAGAGGUCAACUAUGAAGCAGUUCUUCAAAAAUGUGGACUGUGGUAACGUUAUGCAAGCCAAUGAGAUGGGCUCCCCUUACCCCACCAGCAACGCAAUACUAGAGCAUGGAAACCAGGUGAAACGCAGCAAGCAGAGGCACCUGGAGCAGAUCCAGUCUAGACGCUUCCUGGACUGGGAGAGCGAGGCCCACCACUCCGACUCCCCCAUCCCAUUUUUCUCCCCUGACACCAACCCUCGCCUCAAACCCCCAGGCCUGCAGAGUAUCCCUGAGAUGGGGUCAUCAGAGCAGCUGCCCGGCAAACGGCUGACCCCGGGCUCAGCCCUGUCCGAUGCUCAAGGUGAGUUCCUUCGCCCUGGGGACCCUCCAGGCUUGGAGGGGCUGUAUGAGGAUGCGGACUCGUCCCUCCACAACGUGUCCCUGUUCGACCACUACUCCAGUGCUUCGUCCGACUCUAGUAUCGACAUCGCCUUUGUGCGUUGCCCUAAGAGCCAUCAGGCUGUUGGCGAGGUCUACAACAGAGGGGGCAGCCGGGGGAGCAGGUACAAGCAGCUGCCUGGCCGGGGUUGCGUGUCGCCGGACGAGGCCCAAAUGAUGCAAGCUCACCACCACCGCCCCCUGCAGGCCGCUCAGUGUAAGAGCAAAUCCCUGAACGGGUUGCAGCUGGACAGCACUGUGAGUGGGGACAGUGGCCACGGACAUCUGUCUGACCACCUGAGGGACCAUGGGGCCCACCAACAUGCCAAGCUAGAGAGACAGUCCAGUAAUAAAUAUCACCCACGCAGCAGCAAGGGCCAGAGCAGCAGCAACAGCCCCAUCAGCCCCCCGCAGCACAAAGCAGAGCCAGAAAGACAGAUAGCAGCCACUGACAAGGAGCUGCAUAACAACAACCACAACAAGGACUCUGGGAGCCCACCCUGGGGGGAGGAGCCAAGAUGGAAGGCUGAGGCGAAUUACCACACCCCCUUCAGUGAGAGGAGCCGGAAACAGGAGAAGGGAGGCUUCCGUAGCUCCUUCAAGAAGCUCUUCAAGAAAAAGUCGGGGGGAGGAGAGAAAGACAAGACAGACAGCCAGAACUCUAGUGAUCACGAGGCAGGCAAGACCCCAAGAGUCGCCCACCUAGGCAUCGAACGUGGGACUGCCGUGUGAAAAGUGUGACUAGAGCUUCACCAGCAGAGAAACACAUUUCUCUGAGAAAGGCUUCAAAUAGGUGCCAGUGAAAUUCUAGGGGUAUAUAGACAGUGUACAAAGCAUUAGGAACACCUGCUCUUUCCAUGACAGACUGAGCAGGUGAACGCUAUGAUCCCUUAUUGAUGUCACUUGUUAA